Messenger RNA from Prunus mume (Japanese apricot), 1416 nucleotides. NCBI's taxonomy places the organism in Eukaryota, Viridiplantae, Streptophyta, Magnoliopsida, Rosales, Rosaceae. The record is from RefSeq and is a predicted model, not a curated record.
AUGGGAGUGAAGUCUGAUUUAGGAUCAGAGUAUGGGGAAAAAAGAACACGCUUGCCUCCAAGUACUUGGAAUUUAUCUAAGGCGGAGAAGAGAAUUGUAUGUAAAUAUUUUUAUGGCAUGAAAACCCCAGAAAGUUAUGCUUCAAAUGUUAAAAGUCUUGUGUCGAUGCAAGAUCUUAAACUUUAUGGCCUUAAGUCACAUGAUUGUCAUACCCUAAUGCAACAAUUACUCCUUAUUGCCAUACGAUCGGUGUUGGAAAAACCUGUGAGAUAUGCAAUUAUUAGAUUGUGUUUAUUCUUUAAUGAUACAUGCAACAAAGUCAUCGAUGUUUCAAGACUGGAUAAAAUACAUGAUGAUGUUGUGGUAACGUUGUGUUUGCUUGAAAAGUAUUUUCCACCAUCAUUUUUUGAUGUCAUGAUUCAUCUAGUCGUCCACCUUGUUAGAGAAAUUCAGGUAUGUGGGCCAGCUUUAUUUAGGUGGAUGUAUCCAUUUGAAAGAUUCAUGAAAGUGUUAAAAGGGUAUGUACGUAAUCGGAAUCGUCCAGAGGGUUGCAUAGCUCAAUGUUAUAUUGGUGAAGAAGCUUCAGAAUUUUGCUCAGAUUUUUUAUCAAAUGUUAGCACAAUAGGAAUCAUGUCGAGAAAAAAUAUGGGACGUACACAACCUUUAUCUGGUGCUGAUGUGCAAUUUGUUGAUCGUGAUUUAUUAGACCAAGCACAUCUUUGUGUGUUAGAAAACAGAAAUGAAGUUCAACCUUACAUCAGUGAACAUAUGGAACAUUUGAGGAAUACUCAUCCGAAAUACAAAAAGAGAACAAAAUGGCUACAAGAUAAGCACAAUCGUACAUUCAUUGGAUGGUUGUGCAAUCGGGUUGGAUAUGAAAUAAAUCAUGGGUCCAAUGAGGUAAUGGAGAGCUUGAGGUGGCUAGUGGAUGGACCGUGUAUGCAAGUACCAAAGUACCAAAGCUAUAUCGUUAAUGGGGUUCACUUUGACACUAAGUCACGUGAUGAAAUGAGAGUUGUCCAAAAUAGUGGAGUGCACCUAGUGGCAAAAACGACACAGGUGUCCAGUGCAAAAGACAAAAAUCAUAUUGUGUUAGACAUGAGUUUCUAUGGGGUCAUUAAGGAAAUAUGGGAGCUCGACUAUCAUAAAUUUAAAAUACCUAUAUUCAAGUGUGAUUGGGUUGAAAACAAUAAUGGCAUCAAAAUAGAAGAACUUGGAUUUAUUCUAGCCAAUCUUGGUAGGGUAGGUUAUAAAAAUGACCAAUUUGUUUUGGCUGGUCUAGUCAAACAAAUCUUUUAUAUAGAAUCUAAAGGGUCAGUUGUGCUAUCUACCCCAAAUAGGGAUUCUAAUGAUUAUGACAGUGAUAAUGUUCUAGGGGAUAUUGUAAUUGACCACGAACCCUUUACAAGAGGCUGA